Molecule: messenger RNA, 750 nt
Organism: Mercurialis annua (annual mercury)
Lineage: Eukaryota; Viridiplantae; Streptophyta; Magnoliopsida; Malpighiales; Euphorbiaceae
Product: F-box protein CPR1-like
Exons: 1
Coding region: 1-750 (249 amino acids)
Molecular function (GO): protein binding
Source: RefSeq, a predicted model, not a curated record
AUGUCAAAAUCAAUAUCAUUCGACAUUCUGUUCAGCAUAUUCACUCUUUUACCCGUCAAAUCUCUCCUGCGCUUCAGGUGUUUGUCCAAAUCAUUCCGUUCCUUAAUCGACAGCCCGGAAUUCAUCAACUCCCAUCUGAAUCUCCCUUCUCAAACCAAUCAGAAUCGCAAACUCGUUCUCGGCGAUUGGGACCUCGAGGGCUGCAUCUACAUCAUAGACAUAGAUAAUUCACCAAUUACCAGUUUGUUGAAGAUCGAACACAAGCUCAAGCCUUUAGUGGAAACUCCUGAUAAUUUCAUUCCUGUAAAUCCUGACAGCGUGUUCGGAUCUUGUAAUGGUGUGGUUUCUUUGUAUAACAAAGAAGGAAUCACUCUGUGGAAUCCGUCGACUAACAAGUUCAAAUCUUUUCCCCUUCGGAUUACUAAAGAGUUCACUCUAUUUAAUGGAUUCGGGUAUGAUCCAAUUUCUGAUGAUUAUAAGGCUAUUAUGGUCACUAAACAGUUUUCUGAAGAUUUUUUAAGAGUUCUGAUAUAUAGUGUCAAAAAUAAUUCCUUGAGAAGGAUUCAGGAUCCUAAUACGUAUCAUAACUAUUACGAGCAUUCUGGUGUUCUUGUAGGUUCCGUCUUGCAUUGGGUAGCAAGACCUAGUUAUGACAGAUCUUUAUUUUGUAAUUUCAUUCUUGCAUUUGAUCUUCGUGAUGAAACGUUUCGUGAGGUCCCAUUGCCAUUCCACUGCCGUGGGAUACAAUAG